AUGUGGGGGAAAGAGACGGGUCUCUUUCUAUGUACAACCCGCUCUACGUACAACCCGCUCUACGUACAACCCGCUCUACGUACAACCCGCUCUACGUACAACCCGCUCUACGAACAACCCGCUCUACGAACAACCCGCUCUACAUACAACCCGCUCUACGAACAACCCGCUCUACGUACAACCCGCUCUACGAACAACCCGCUCUACGAACAACCCGCUCUACGUACAACCCACUCUACGAACAACCCGCUCUACGUACAACCCGCUCUACGUACAACCCACUCUACGUACAACCCGCUCUACGUACAACCCACUCUACGAACAACCCGCUCUACGUACAACCCGCUCUACGAACAACCCACUCUACGAACAACCCGCUCUACGUACAACCCACUCUACGAACAACCCGCUCUACGUACAACCCGCUCUACGAACAACCCGCUCUACGAACAACCCGCUCUACGAACAACCCGCUCUACGAACAACCCGCUCUACGAACAACCCGCUCUACGUACAACCCGCUCUACGAACAACCCGCUCUACGAACAACCCGCUCUACGAACAACCCGCUCUACGAACAACCCGCUCUACGAACAACCCGCUCUACGUACAACCCACUCUACGAACAACCCGCUCUACGUACAACCCGCUCUACGAACAACCCGCUCUACGAACAACCCGCUCUACGAACAACCCGCUCUACGUACAACCCACUCUACGUACAACCCGCUCUACGUACAACCCACUCUACGAACAACCCGCUCUACGUACAACCCGCUCUACGAACAACCCGCUCUACGAACAACCCGCUCUACGAACAACCCGCUCUACGUACAACCCACUGUACGUACAACCCGCUCUACGUACAACCCGCUCUACGAACAACCCGCUCUACGUACAACCCGCUCUACGUACAACCCGCUCUACGUACAACCCGCUCUACGUACAACCCGCUCUACGUACAACCCGCUCCACGAACAACCCGCUCUACGUACAACCCGCUCUAUGUACAACCCGCUCUACGUACAACCCGCUCUACGAACAACCCGCUCUACGUACAACCCGCUCUACGAACAACCCGCUCUACGUACAACCCGCUCUACGUACAACCCGCUCUACGUACAACCCGCUCUACGAACAACCCGCUCUACGUACAACCCGCUCUACGUACAACCCACUCUACGUACAACCCACUCUACGUACAACCCGCUCUACGUACAACCCACUCUACGUACAACCCGCUCUACGUACAACCCGCUCUACGUACAACCCGCUCUACGUACAACCCACUCUACGUACAACCCACUCUACGUACAACCCGCUCUACGUACAACCCGCUGUACGUACAACCCGCUCUACGUACAACCCGCUCUACGUACAACCCGCUCUACGAACAACCCGCUCUACGUACAACCCACUCUACGAACAACCCGCUCUACGAACAACCCGCUCUACGAACAACCCGCUCUACGAACAACCCGCUCUACGAACAACCCGCUCUACGAACAACCCGCUCUACGAACAACCCGCUCUACGUACAACCCGCUCUACGUACAACCCACUCUACGAACAACCCGCUCUACGAACAACCCGCUCUACGUACAACCCACUCUACGAACAACCCGCUCUACGAACAACCCGCUCUACGAACAACCCGCUCUACGAACAACCCGCUCUACGAACAACCCGCUCUACGAACAACCCGCUCUACGAACAACCCGCUCUACGUACAACCCACUCUACGAACAACCCGCUCUACGUACAACCCACUGUACGUGCCCAGAGAACUACAACCUACUCAAAACACACAGAAAGAAAAACAAAAUUCAAAGUUAUAAGAAAAUUCUGCUCGGUGUUUUCAAUAAUUUCAAGAGAUCGGCACUUGUUUAG
Molecule: messenger RNA, 1890 nt
Organism: Procambarus clarkii (red swamp crayfish)
Lineage: Eukaryota; Metazoa; Arthropoda; Malacostraca; Decapoda; Cambaridae
Source: RefSeq, a predicted model, not a curated record